GGGACGGCGGCAGGGGUCCUCCCGGCGCACUAGAGAGAAGGGCGGCCUCGAUCCUAGAGAGGCCGGGGCCGCGUUCCUAGAAAAGCCGCUACUCGGCUGCCCGAGCAGCAGAAGAAGCUUUGGAGAUGCGGACUCACCGCCGCCCGGGACCUGUGGCGAGGCCGCCGCGUCUUUGCUGAACACGUUUCUUGAGCUUUUGGUCCGCUGACCAGCAGUCGGACGCGCACAUAUUGCGCGCCCGCUUAGUGCCUCCGGAGUGCUCCGAGCGCCGCAGGUGCCCCUCCGUGCCUUCUCCGACCGCCGUGCUGCGCGGACACCAGAUCCAUUCUCAUGCCUCGGAUGUGGAAAACCAUUUUUGAAGUGUAGACCUGGGCUAAAUGAAUCUUUUCCUUUAAGCCUUUAAGCCAGCAUGGAUGAAGCUUUGCCAGGCUGCGCACCUGAAAAUGGAGACAGCCUUGUCAAAGUGAAGGAGGAGGACCCCACCUGGGAGCAUACGUGGGGGUUAUGGGAGAGCAGCCGCCAGGCUCAGGAGCUUUGCCGCCUGCGAUUCCGGCAGUUCUGCUACCAGGAGGUAACUGGGCCCCGAGAGGCUCUGGCCCAACUCCAGGCGCUCUGCCGACGCUGGCUGCGGCCCGAGACGCACAGCAAGGAGCAGAUCGUGGAGCUGCUGGUGCUGGAGCAGUUCCUGACCAUCCUGCCCGAGGAGCUGCAGGCCCGGGUGCGGGAGCGGCCCCCGGAGAGCGGGGAGCAGGCGCUGGCUGUGCUGGAGGAUCUACAGAAAGACACAGGAGACCCAGGACAGCAGGCUUCUGUCUAUACUCAGGGACAGGACAUGUACCCACUGGUGACAGAAUAUCAAGGAGCCUCUCUGGAGUGUCAGAGCCUCCAGCUCCUGCCCAGGGUAACCACCUUGAAGUGUGAACCUCCAGAGCUCUGCCAAGGGAACCCCCAAGAAGUGAGUGCUGAAGAAGUUGUAACUAAAGAUGGAUUAUUUAAUGCAAAGAAAGAAACUUCUCAAGAAGUGGAGCACGGUGCUGAGGCCCCAGGAAUACCCGACAGGUGAGUGUCCAUGGUUGUACGUGGGACAGAUCCUGCAGCUGUCGGAACAGAUUGGAAUGGAACCAGAGAAACCAACUGGUCUGGAGCUGCUUCCCUGGGAUCAUGUAGGAAAGUAACUCUCACUUCUGUAAUCACAGGAGGUCCCAUGCCACGGUGACCUACCGUUAUCCACAUUACACAAAACCUUCAGUCGGUGCACAGGUGCCCCAAGAAUCCUAUCCUGACUGUUUACCUUGCCUGGUCACCCUUCCCUGAGCGCCCUUAGGUCUUUGAGGAGCUACAGAUAAGCCAGAAAAGGCGGAGAAUUUAGACGAGAGUGAGGCCCGUCAUGGCAGUGAAGAAAGACCUAGCAUUAGGAAAGUAGCUGAUGGCGCAG
Leptonychotes weddellii (Weddell seal) is the source of this 1435-nucleotide messenger RNA. NCBI's taxonomy places the organism in Eukaryota, Metazoa, Chordata, Mammalia, Carnivora, Phocidae. The record is from RefSeq and is a predicted model, not a curated record.